AUGAAAAUCCCUCCAAAAGGUUUUGUUUUAGGAGUUACACUUUGGGUGCUAUUGUUCUCAAAACCUUGUCUCACAGUGUUCGUAAGCAUUGAUUGUGGAUCCUCACAAUCUUCCACUGAUGAAAACAACAUAAGAUGGAUUGGAGAUGAUGACUACAUUCAGCAUGGAGAGUCUCAUCAGGUUUAUCUUGGUUCUAACCCAUUGAGCACUCUGAGGGUGUUCCCAGGUAGAAAAAAGAGUUGCUAUUCCAUCAGAGUUGGAAAAGGAGAAAAAAUUCUUACUAGAGCAAGCUUUUACUAUGGCAAUUAUGACGACAAAUUCUCUCCACCAGUGUUUGAUCUUCAGUUUGAUGGAAACUACUGGGCCACUGUCAACAGCUCAAAUUACUAUUAUGUUGAUUAUGAAGCAAUAUAUGUAGCAAAGGGAAACUUCACCAGCAUAUGUGUUGCUCAAACAAAGCCUAACCAGUUUCCCUUCAUAUCAUCCCUUGAAGUACGUAGCUUGGACCCCACAAUGUACAGUCACGUUGAUCCAAAUCAUGCAUUGAUUUUGCAAUGGAGAUAUGCCUUUGGUGGAAAUCAAACUAUUAGGUACCCAGAUGAUGCUUUUGAUCGAAUAUGGGCGCCAUCAUAUGGUAUAGGCCUUUCUGAAGUGAAAAGUGAGGCUUCAGGCAUUGACAGUAACACAGCAGAAGAUCAUCCACCACAAGCUGCACUUGAAAAUGCUGUUAUUUCCUCAAGCACUACACAAUACAUGCAGUUCAUCAAUAGGCUGUCCACAGAGGAGCUUCCUAUUUACAUCACUUCUUACUUCUCAGAAGUGAAUGAAAGUGCAGUUGGCAAAAGAUCCAUUCAGAUGUACAUAGACAACAAGCCCUUUUUAAGUCCAAUAGUUCCUCCUUUUGGAAGUGUGAAAGAAGUGUUCAUCACCAACAUGACAGCUUCAGCCAAGACUUCAUUUACUCUGCAAGCUUCAGACACCUCCACCCUUCCUCCUUUACUCAAUGCUCUUGAAGUUUAUACCUUAAGUGAUACAUUAACUGCAGGAACUGAUAGCAGAGAUGGUAAGUGUGUUCUGUUGUUACCAAAAUAUGUAUAUAUCUCUAUAGGGAGCACAUAA
Messenger RNA from Vigna angularis (adzuki bean), 1119 nucleotides. RefSeq lists its product as uncharacterized. The transcript is spliced from 2 exons. NCBI's taxonomy places the organism in Eukaryota, Viridiplantae, Streptophyta, Magnoliopsida, Fabales, Fabaceae. The coding region runs from base 1 to 1119 and encodes 372 amino acids. The record is from RefSeq and is a predicted model, not a curated record.